Molecule: messenger RNA, 1152 nt
Organism: Batrachochytrium dendrobatidis JAM81
Lineage: Eukaryota; Fungi; Chytridiomycota; Chytridiomycetes; Rhizophydiales
Exons: 6
Coding region: 1-1152 (383 amino acids)
Biological process (GO): protein autoubiquitination; proteasome-mediated ubiquitin-dependent protein catabolic process; protein polyubiquitination
Cellular component (GO): nucleus; ubiquitin ligase complex; cytosol
Molecular function (GO): cyclin binding; ubiquitin protein ligase activity; ubiquitin conjugating enzyme binding
Source: RefSeq, a predicted model, not a curated record
AUGUCUUGGAUAAAUUGCCAACUACUUUCCAGUCUUAAACAACUGAAACUCACGCUUGCUCCAUCACAUUCAAAAUCAACUCGUGUGCUGAUUACUCCCAACACCAUCGACUUGACAACCAUCAACAGUGCAGAAUCCGAUCCUCUUUCUGAUACGUUUCUUUGUUUUUCUGAAACUGUUGAUCCAUCCACACUCAAUAUCAAUCAAUCUGGCCAUUAUGUCACUCUGUCACUUGCUAUUCAGUCUAUGGACUCAAUCGAAACUACCACCAGUAUCACUCCAGACUCUGCUCAUACCGACAUGACUGCUGCUCAAAAUUGGUCAAGUAGCCAAUCUAUACAAUGCCACAACUGUAAAUUCAACCUAACCAACACAUCUCAAUCAGAUCCAUCUGCAGCCCAUAACCUCUUUGAACGGCACGUAGAUCUGCCAUCACAACAUUGGCAUGAGAUGCUGGAGUGCUGGGCUUGUCAUCAUGAAGAUUAUUCGUCGACACUGCAAGGGCAGCAAGGAGGACUCAUUCUUGCACAGAAAAACGCUGUUCUUGUAGGCGACUCGUACAUUCUACUGCAUCCAGAUACCAUGCAAAUGGAUCGCCUCGCGAUUAUAUAUACCGGAAACGAGCCUGUUGGAAGUAUCAAAGAAAGCAAUAACCGCUUUCAUUUACAGCAAGUCAAGAUUGUCAAGCUGUUCAAGUACAGAAUUGAUGCCAUGAUAGGUUCUGGACGACCAUUGCAUACUUCAUUUCCAGACUGUUUUAUAGAAGAGAUUAUGGAUAUUGCCAAUGCCCAUGCCACAUAUCGUUUUUAUAUCCAUGAUGAGGAUAGUUUAAAUGAGGCCAAGCCAUUGCUUUAUAUAUGGUUGUUUUCCACUCAUAUUCAAUCGGUGCGUAUUCGAGAAACUGGCCGAGUCAAGGUGAAACAACGCCCAGCCAUCAAGGUGCUAUACAAGACGUUUCACAGAAAUGAUCCAAUCAACAAUCAUCCUGAUAUGUCAAACAAACAAAACACUGAGCGAUUGUAUAUGGCAUCUGAUUUGGUUGUCAUGCUAAUUAAACUAUUACAUAUAAACUCGGAGGAGCAGCUUCCCGCGCCUGAGCGAAAAAUGCUUGGGUUCAAAGCCAGUGUAUUGUUUUACUCGAGACCAGCUUGA